This is a messenger RNA of Conger conger (European conger), 4715 nucleotides long. RefSeq names its product phosphoribosylformylglycinamidine synthase (gene pfas). NCBI's taxonomy places the organism in Eukaryota, Metazoa, Chordata, Actinopteri, Anguilliformes, Congridae. The transcript has 29 exons. Bases 153 to 4097 code for a protein of 1314 amino acids. The record is from RefSeq and is a predicted model, not a curated record. Gene Ontology annotation, biological process: 'de novo' IMP biosynthetic process. Gene Ontology annotation, molecular function: phosphoribosylformylglycinamidine synthase activity.
ACGUCAAGAGGCGAGUUAGAUUGGUGCAUGCGCAUUAUGAUGAUAGUGAGUGGCGGAAGGUUGCUGCUGGAGUAACACGUGUGUCAAUACUGAGUAGCCGAAGGAUCGGGCUGACUAGUUAGACUACAGUACUUGCUCAAGGUGCGGAGGUCAUGACUGUGCUGCACUUCUACAGAAAGGAGGCGGAGAGAGGGCAGAGCCUGCAGAGGGCCGCUCUGCUCCACCCAGACAUCCUCAUCCUCACUGAGCACUGCUACAAUGUGGAGCUGAGUGCCAAUGCUCUUCUCAGCCAAGAACAGAAGAAUGUCCUCCGCUGGCUUCUCAGUCCUCCACUCCAGGUGGAACAGCUGGGGGAGGAGCCCUUUCUCAAGGCUGGCCCAGGAGAUAGAAUGGUGGAGAUUGGGCCCAGGUUGAAUUUCUCCACCGCCUGGUCCACCAAUGCAGUGUCCAUCUGUCAGAGUGCGGGUAUGAGAGAGGUGGUCCGUGUGGAGCUCUCUCGCAGAGUGCUCAUGAAGCCCAAUAAUGGAGUGAGUGAGACAAUGACAGAAGAAAAGAUGGAGAAACUGAUCAGCAGCUUAUACGACAGCAUGACGGAAUGUAUAUACCCUCAUCCAAUUUCUUCGUUUGCUGUGGAGGCACGCCCCAAGGAGGUGUUCGAGGUGGAUAUUCUGGGGGAGGGCCGGGCUGCCCUGGAGAAGGCGAAUGAUGAGCUGGGUCUGGCUUUUGACUCCUGGGAUCUGGACUAUUACAGUGCCCUGUUCCAGAGGGUGAACAGAAACCCUACUAGUGUAGAGUGUUUUGACCUUGCCCAGUCCAACAGUGAACACAGUCGCCAUUGGUUUUUCCGAGGGCACAUGACCAUUGAUGGACAGGAGCAAGAGGAGACACUUUUCAGCCUCAUAAUGGGGACCCAGCGCCAUAGCAACCAGAAUAAUGUAAUCAAGUUCUGUGACAACAGCAGUGGUAUCACAGGCAUGGAGGUAGAGUGUAUGUAUCCCAGUGAUCCAGCACAGUCUAGUUCUUAUGUGACUCGACGGACCACCCGACACGUCAUCUUCACUGCAGAGACCCACAACUUUCCGACAGGUGUGGCUCCUUUCAGUGGGGCCACCACAGGUACGGGUGGCCGAAUUCGGGAUGUUCAGAGUGCUGGCAGAGGAGGUCAUGUCAUUGCUGGUACUGCAGGCUACUGCUUUGGCAAUUUGCACAUUCCUGGUUAUGCCCUGCCCUGGGAGGAGGAAGGGUGGGUCUAUCCCCCCAGUUUCGCUCCUCCGCUCCAGGUAUCAAUUGAAGCUAGCAAUGGAGCCUCAGAUUAUGGGAACAAAUUUGGGGAGCCAGUCCUUGCAGGGUUUGCCCGGUCCUUUGGCAUGCAGCUGCCCAAUGGGGAACGGCGAGAGUGGAUCAAGCCAAUCAUGUUCAGUGGUGGGCUGGGCUCUAUUGAGGACCAACAUGUAAAGAAGGAAGAUCCCGAGCCAGGGAUGGAGGUGGUGAAGAUUGGGGGCCCUGUGUACAGGAUUGGUGUUGGUGGAGGAGCAGCUUCUUCCAUACAGGUCCAGGGUGAUAACUCCAGUGCUCGUGACCUGGGGGCAGUGCAGAGGGGGGAUGCAGAGAUGGAGCAGAAGAUGAACCGAGCCCUGCGGGCCUGUUUGGAGAGGCCUGAAAGGAACCCAAUCUGUAGCAUUCAUGACCAGGGUGCUGGAGGAAACGGUAAUGUGCUGAAGGAGCUGAGCGAGCCUGCUGGAGCACUCAUCUAUGCCAGCAGCUUUAAGACGGGUGACCCCACACUCAGUGUGUUGGAGCUCUGGGGGGCAGAGUACCAGGAGAGCAAUGCUUUGCUCCUCCGUCCGUCAGACCGAGACUUCCUGGAGCGAGUGUGUCAGCGCGAGAAGUGUCCUGUCGACUUUGUGGGCAAAAUAACUGGUGAUGGAAAGAUUGUGCUUGUGGAUGAUCGCAGUGCCCCAGGGAAGCAAGGUGACAGUGGGCGGUGUCCAGUGGACUUAGAUCUGGACUGGGUACUGGGCAAGAUGCCGCAGAAAGAUUUUGUACUGGAGCAUGUGACCCCAGUCCUCCAGCCCCUGAGUCUGCCCCCAGGUCUGGGUGUCAUGGCUGCCCUGGAGAGAGUGCUGAAGCUGCCUUCUGUGGCCAGCAAACGCUACCUCACCAACAAGGUGGACCGCUCUGUAACGGGACUGGUGGCCCAGCAGCAGUGCGUGGGUCCCCUGCACACCCCUCUGGCUGACGUGGCUGUGGUGGCCCUCUCUCCCUUCGGCCUCCAGGGGGCAGCGACCGCCUUGGGGGAGCAGCCCGUCAAAGCCCUGCUGUCCCCGGCUGCAGGCGCUCGCAUGGCUGUGGGUGAAGCUCUCACCAACCUGGUCUUCGCCAGAGUCAGCGCUCUCAAGGAUGUGAAGUGCAGUGGGAACUGGAUGUGGGCAGCCAAGCUGCCCGGCGAGGGGGCCGGUCUGUGGGAGGCCUGCCAGGCCAUGUGUGAGGUGAUGGGGAAGCUGGGCGUGGCUGUGGACGGAGGCAAGGAUUCCCUCAGCAUGGCUGCCCGUGUGGGGAAAGAAACCGUCAAAGCACCAGGGUCACUGGUCAUCUCAGUCUAUGCUGUGUGUCCUGACAUAACUGCCACUGUCACCCCUGAUCUGGAGAACCCUGAUGGAAAUGGCCUGCUGCUGUAUGUACCUGUUAGCCCUGGUAAGUACAGACUAGGUGGAUCUGCUCUGGCCCAGUGCUACAGCCAGCUAGGAGACCGCAGCCCCGACCUGGAGGACCCAGACAAGCUCUCUGCCUGCUUCAACACUACCCAGGCACUACUUCAGGACCGACUCCUUAGUGCAGGACAUGAUGUCAGUGAUGGGGGGCUCAUUUCCUGCCUGCUGGAGAUGGCCUUUGCAGGGAAUCGUGGGAUUGAUGUGGACUUGCCUUUAGAAGGGCCAGGAGUGAUGGAGGUGCUGUUUUCUGAGGAGCUGGGAUUGGUUCUGGAGGUGUCAGAGUCCAAUGUGGCCAGAGUGAGCCAAAGCUACGCAGAUGCUGGCCUCAUCUGUCACAGGAUUGGCAGAACCUGUGGGUUUGGACCUGAGUCUAUGGUUAAAGUGCGAGUCUGUGGACAGGAAGUGGUGAGUGAUAGCCUGCCUCACCUCAGGGCACUGUGGGAAAGCACCAGUUUCCAGCUGGAACGCCUUCAGGCCAACCCUACGUGUGUGCAGCAGGAAGAGGAUGGAUUGGCCUGUCGUAUGCAACCAUUUUAUAACCUAACCUUUGAACCUGCGCAGAUACCCGACCUUAAGGGGCUUGCUCAAGGAUCCCCCCGAGUGGCAGUCAUACGAGAGGAAGGGAGUAAUGGCGAUCGAGAGAUGUCUGCUUCUCUUUUCCUGGCAGGAUUUGAGGUUUGGGAUGUCACAAUGCAAGAUGUAUGUUCAGGAUCCACAACUCUUGACCCCUUUAGGAUGGUCGUUUUUGUGGGUGGAUUCAGCUACGCUGAUGUCCUGGGCUCAGCCAAAGGCUGGGCUGCCACUGUGACCUUUAACCCACGUGCGCGGGAGGAGUUUGAGCGUUUCCGGCACCGUGGCGACACUCUCAGUCUGGGCGUUUGUAAUGGCUGCCAGCUCAUGGCCUUGCUGGGCUGGGUCGGUGGGGGAGACAGCAAAGCGUCGGAUGUGACAUUGACACAUAACAAGUCGGGCAGAUUUGAGUCUCGGUUUGUGAGCGUGGGCAUUCUUCCAUCCCCUGCUGUCAUGCUGAGGGGGAUGGAGGGCUCGUCUCUGGGUGUGUGGGUGGCCCAUGGGGAAGGUCUGGUGCAGUUCAGCUCUCUUCAGGCCCAGGAACGGGUCAUUGGGGGCUCCCUGGCUCCCCUGCGCUAUGUGGACGACUCGGGGCUUCCCACUGAGCAGUACCCACUAAACCCCAACGGUUCGGCCCAGGGCAUGGCCGGGCUCUGCUCCCCAGAUGGGCGCCACCUGGCCAUGAUGCCCCACCCGGAGCGGGCCGUGUUGUCCUGGCAGUGGGCCUGGGCGCCGGAGCCCUUCAGAGCAUCCACGCUGCCCUCACCCUGGUUCAGCAUGUUCAACAACGCUGCUGCCUGGUGUCAGACUGCCUGAGAUGGAAAGGGUGGGCUGGUUUUGGCAGGGGUGCCCAAUUGUGCUAUUUCACAAGCCCGCUGAAGUGAGUUACUGACUGUUAGCUGUCCAAAUAAUGACUCAACAUGUACUGAUCAUUUCAGAUCUGAAGUUAAAUACAACUCUGUAGUUUGUUCGGACCUAAGGCAAAUGUAAAAUGUAAUUCCCCUGGUCUAAGAUAUGGAGCAGUCUUUAUUCCUGUUACAGUUCAACUAGAUUUUGUACUAAUUAUUUUGUUUACAUUGUUUCUUUGGUAUUAUCUCAGGCUCAACAUUCAGAAUUGUCCACUUAUGUGCCUGUUUUCAUGUUACUUAGCAUUUCAUGGUCCAACUGGGGUGCAGCAGGCAAAGUGCUACCAUCAACACCAUGGACUGACAUUCAAACAGUUGCAUUAAUUUGUUUUAAAUUAAUGCAAACAAGACCAUAAUCCAUGGUUAUUUAAUUAGGCUGUACCUUCAAUAGCAAGGGUUGUUUACUUGAAAGAUAAUUGCACUGUAAUUAGUGGGCCCUGUCAACACUAGUUUCAUGUAGCUUGUUUUGAAACUAAGACAAAAAUAAAUAUGUAUUUAUGGCAUUAAAGAGAGAAUCCGUUUCUAAUGA